Messenger RNA from Protopolystoma xenopodis, 273 nucleotides. NCBI's taxonomy places the organism in Eukaryota, Metazoa, Platyhelminthes, Monogenea, Polystomatidea, Polystomatidae. The record is from the annotation of a GenBank genome assembly.
GGCUGUCAGGAUGUCGACGACGCUCUUUCUAUCCGUCUGAUACCUGGACGUGUUGGUACUGGGGAAUCGCCCUCCGUCAUUCAACUAGGCGUGCAUAUUGCUGACGUCACUUAUUUUCUGCCCAUAGGUAGCUAUGUGGACGCAGAGGCUAGACGACGCUCGACUUCUGUCUACUUAGCCGAUAGAAGAUACGACAUGCUUCCUGGCAUCCUGAGCGGUGAUAUUUGCUCACUAUGGAGCCAGGCUGAUCGGUUAGUUAGUCAGAAUAUCUAA